CCAAAUAAUCAUCUCAUUCAUCCAUUGCCACCAAAAGUAACCGUCUUCUUCAUCAUAAAAAAACCCUAAUCCUACAAUUAACUAACAACACAAAAUUUACAGAAGAGAGAGAAAGUAGAGAGAGAGAGAGAGAGAAUCGUGGGUUAAGAAGUUGGGGGUUUCACGGAGAUUAAUUAGCUUCUAAUUACCCUUCUCUCUAUAACUGAUUCCUCAUUAAUCUCUCUCUCUCUUCUUAUAAUCCAUAUGCGAAAACACACACUUCAACUUCAUUUUCACACUCUUGCUUUUCUCUGUUUUUCUUCUUCUCCGAUUCUUACUCUGUUCCUCUUCAAUGGCGGCUCUUACCUUUUACUCCAAUUUCUACUCUGACCCUUCUUCAUAUUAUCACCAAUUCCACUAUUUCUCCCCUGAAUUCUCCCCGGACCUAUGUUAUUUUCCUCCCCCCCAGCUCCUCCACGAUCCCAUUGCCUUCGAUUACGUCGACGACUCUGUUUUUUACCCCACCACUGCUGCUCCGUUCUUCGACGACGCCUUUCCGUUUCUCUUUUCCGAUGCCUACCCGUACUUCUCCACUCCCGCCGUCGAUGAAUUCCUUCCCGUCUCGCCUGAGUUCUUCCCUUGUGAUGAAUUUGAGUUUCAUUGCCCCAAACGUCAGAGGGCUGUGUUGGAACAGAGCUUUCGUUGUGGCGACGGUGGCGGUGGCGGUGGCGGUAAUGUAGGUGGUGGAGGAGGUUACUUUCCUCCUCCUCCGACAAUGACGAUGACGUCGGAGUUGUUUUCGAGUGCGUGGGAUGGUAGAAUGGACAAUGCUGAAAUGAUGAAUGAUGGUGGUUGUUUGAAGACUAAACCGACGCCGGUGCCGCUGUCGAGUAAUAACUUAUCAGCACAGACAAUUGCGGCCCGGGAACGGCGGAGGAAGAUAACGGCAAAAACGCAGGAGCUCGGAGAGCUGGUUCCGGGUGGGAGCAAGAUGAAUACUGCCGAAAUGCUGAAUUCUGCUUUCAAAUAUGUCAAAUUCUUGCAAGCCCAAGUUGCUAUUUUGCAACUGAAGCAAGAAACAGAGCAAGAACAAGAACAAGAAGAAGAAACAGAGGAUCUUCGAAUUCUUGAAUCCACAAUGAUUCAAGAGAAGUUAUACUCUGAAGAAAAAUGUUUGGUUCCAAAAGGGUUUGUCCAAAAUCUUGCCAAUUUUCCUGAGAUUCAAUCCCAUCCGUCCAUUUUCAAUUCCAUCAAUCAGAUCCUUCACAACAGCAGCUAGCAAAAAAACUAAACACUGAUCAGACAC
Messenger RNA from Benincasa hispida (wax gourd), 1285 nucleotides. Its product is annotated as basic helix-loop-helix (bHLH) DNA-binding superfamily protein. NCBI's taxonomy places the organism in Eukaryota, Viridiplantae, Streptophyta, Magnoliopsida, Cucurbitales, Cucurbitaceae. Gene Ontology annotation, molecular function: DNA-binding transcription factor activity, RNA polymerase II-specific; protein dimerization activity; RNA polymerase II cis-regulatory region sequence-specific DNA binding. Gene Ontology annotation, cellular component: nucleus. The record is from RefSeq and is a predicted model, not a curated record. Gene Ontology annotation, biological process: regulation of transcription by RNA polymerase II.